Molecule: messenger RNA, 654 nt
Organism: Manihot esculenta (cassava)
Lineage: Eukaryota; Viridiplantae; Streptophyta; Magnoliopsida; Malpighiales; Euphorbiaceae
Exons: 2
Coding region: 1-654 (217 amino acids)
Source: RefSeq, a predicted model, not a curated record
AUGUUGAAAGAUUUGGGCACAUUGGAGUAUUUCCUUGGUAUGGAGGCAACUUGGACCGCUGAUGGACUUUUGUUAACUCAACAAAAGUAUAUACUUGACUUGCUUCACAAAGCACAGAUGGGAGACUGCAAGGGAAUCUCCACACCAGUAACUCCAAAAGAUAAGAUGUCUACUAUACAAAGCCGCCCAAUGAGUGAUCUCACGUUAUAUCAGAGUAUAGUAGGUGGAUUGCAAUACUUGAGUUUAACCCGACCCGAGGUCUGUUAUUCAGUUCACAAGGUUUCUCAGUUUCUUCAUGCACCUACUGAGGAUAAUUGGUGUUCGGUUAAGUGUAUAUUGAGAUAUCUCAAGCACACUGUUGGUCAUGGUCUUUACAUCUCCAAAUCGGCAAACACAGAUUUGAAUAUAUAUACUGAUGCUAAUUGGGCGAGUAACAUUGAUGAUCGCAAGUCUACCACAGGUUAUGCUAUUUUCAUGGGCACAAAUCUCAUAUCUUGGAAUUCCAAGAAACAACAAACAAUUGCUUGUUCAUCAACAGAGGCUGAAUAUCGAGCUAUUGGUGUAAGACCCCGCUCACUAGAAAUAUCUAAAAGUAUUGGAGUUGCUGUUGGAAUGCAAUAUCGAUUUGCUUUGCAGCGGGUUGCAUCCUUUUGA